Molecule: messenger RNA, 3661 nt
Organism: Aquila chrysaetos chrysaetos
Lineage: Eukaryota; Metazoa; Chordata; Aves; Accipitriformes; Accipitridae
Gene: SHLD3
Product: shieldin complex subunit 3
Exons: 2
Coding region: 401-1150 (249 amino acids)
Biological process (GO): negative regulation of double-strand break repair via homologous recombination; positive regulation of isotype switching; positive regulation of double-strand break repair via nonhomologous end joining
Source: RefSeq, a predicted model, not a curated record
GGGCGGCCCGCCGGUGCCCGCCCGCCCUCCCGGGCCGUUCGUACCGCGGCAGCAACGCGCUCCGCCGGGCCUGCUCCCUGGGGCCGGCCUGAGGGGCGAGGCGGGCCGGGCCCGGGGGAGACGCGGGGCGCUGCGGCCGGGCCGGGCGUCGUGGUCGGGGUGUGGGGGGGAGCGGCGCUGGCUCCCGGUUGCGAAGCGGUCGUGAAACAGCGUGUCCGUUCCGGAGGCGAGGCCGUUACUUCCCUCCGUUUCAGAAGGCGGCCGAGUCCUGUUUUCCACUGAUCUUUGCAGCACGGGGCAAGGAAAUUCAUGUAAAUAAGGUGUUUCAGUCUUGAUUUGAGAAUCCUAAUCAAGAGACUGUUCCUUUUCUUAAGACUAACUGGAUUCCUACUGUACAAGCAUGGAAGUGGUCUUGCAUUAUCGACCACAUCAGAGAGAUCUAAUGAAACUGCAGAAAUUUGCAGAAGCAGCAGUGAAGGAGUUUCCCAUUCGUCAGCUACCACGAUUUACACCCUGGUUUCCAAAUGAUUUAUACAGACUUCCCCUCAAACCAAAAAAGCUGCCACCUGUUAUUUCUUGUGAGGAAGCAGAAGAAUUGAAACAGCUUUCUACACCUUCAGAAUAUGUUACAGGAUCUCCUGAUUAUGACUGCACAAAAAAUCUCCUUGAGUUUCAGUCUAAUGUGAAACAUGGGCAGACUUUAAUCCAAGCACAAACUGUUCAAACACCAAUUAACUUGGAGAAUCAAGGAGACCUACCACAUAAUGGAAAGCAAAAAUUGAACAGGUCUUGGAGUGUCUCUCUCCCUAGCCCUAAGCUUAAAGAAAAGAUUCUUCCUUUAUCUCAAGAACUGCAAAAUAAUUUGGAAAGACUACAACUGCAUGCGUUUUAUAGAGCAAAAUGGACAAUUGAACAGUCUAUUUGUAAUAAUCAGAAUUUGGAGGACAUCUGGAUAAAACUGAAUAGACUCAUCAAGCAGAAUGAAUUGCCAUCUUGCAAUGCUACUAUCCAAAGAUCUGUGGGACAGAUAUGGAUUUUCUGUGAUAUAUUAUACUGCGAAUAUGUUAGAAAUAUUCUUAGGGAAAAGCUAAGCCUUACUGAUAAAAUGAAUUUGCUUGUACAUAAAUUUGGAAUUAUAUUUAGUUUAUAACUGUGAGAUAGAGUUUCAAUAUAAAAUUGCUGUCUGAAGUACUAGAGUUUUUAAGCAGCUUAGAAUAUAUAAACAACUGAUGAAUUAAUGAGCAGAAAACUACUUAAUAUUACUUUGCUACAGUUUUUUAACCAUAAUAAAUAUAUUUAUUUAACUUUGUUUUGCCAGGAGAUUUAUGAAUGGUUCUAUUAAGAUUAGUAAGUUUCUGUUUGGCUUAGUACUGCAUUUUGUAGCUUUUCUCUACCUCGGUGGUCUAAAGGAAAAAAAUUAAAAUAAAAAUUCCAGACUAUUAUGCCAAGCUGUGUCAGACAAUAAAAUGUAUGCUUUCAGUCAAGCAACGUACAUCCUUACUGUGUGUCUUUGAAUUUAGGAGAAGGAAAAAUAUUUUUAAGUGAGUUGUUAUAAUUGCUAUAAGGAUGUGUAACUAUUUUUGACACUGAGGCUUUCAAGAUCUGAUUAUUUCCUGAAAGUAGCGGGGGGGGGUGGGGGCGGGGGUGGUUUAAUGAAGGCAUAGCCCUCGCAUGAAAUACAAACUUACGUUCUAUUGCGUGUAUAUGCUGUCUUAGUAAUGUUAUCCAUAUUUUCCCAGAAAUACUAAUGAAAGUUUCAGUGGAAGUUUUGCACUGAAAAAUAAUGAACAACGUAGCAUUUGCUAGUUUAUGACUUUGGUAAUAAGAUCUUUUUUUUCCUGAUGUUUCUGGUCUUCUGUCUCUAAUUAUAUUGGGGAACAAGAAAGGACUAACUUCCAGCUACAGGUCAGGAAAUUAAGAAAUUGGACUUCUAUCUGUAAACCUCUAUUUGUUGUCAUUAUGGAAAGUAAAGGUCUCUGAGGACUUGAGUGCAUUUUAUGGUGAUAAAAGGCUAAGUUCAGCAUGACCUUUUGUCACCUGAAAGAAUACAGUGUUUCAAGGUCAUGUUUCAAGGACAUGACAAGGUCAUUGUCCCUGCUCAAUUCAAUGUUUGGAGGGUCAGUAGAGCGGUUCACCUGGGAUCAACAUGACUGCAAAGGAAUGUAUUUCUAGGCACCACUGCUGACUCCAGAUAAUUUUGCUGUAGGUGGAGGUCAAGGUCUGUGGCGUCUAGAAAAGGGGGAAAAUAAGUGAAUGUUAUUUGUAGGUUGUUAGAUUAUCAUUAACACUGAUCAAAUAAAGUGCACAUAAGUGUAAUAGAGAUCCCUCUGUGUAAAAACUAAAAAUCCCCUUGGACUUUUACUUACAUAUUUCUUUUGACAUCCUUAUAUUGGAAUAAUUAUAUUUUAUUAUAGGCAUUACAUAUCUUUUUGUAGUUUAAAAUUAAGGAUAUUGCUCAGUUUGGAUCAUUGGCAUUUAUUUCUAAACUUUGGCUCAAUGUUAAGGGGGUCUUAUAUUGACAUUUGGGGUGUUUGUGACAUUUAAUAUUAACACGUAGAAAAACUGAUGUAAAAUGCUGUCUAGAGUAACUGAGGAUCAUUAUUAGUUUUAAAGCUUAUAAAGCCAAGUUAUUUCACUGGAAAUUAUUUUUCUGAGCUUAACAUAAUAGUAACAAAGUUUCUUUGAGUGUCAGCAUUUUUAAAGAUCUAAUAGAGUAGAAUGCAGCGUGAUUUGAGUUUAAUUUAAUGAUGUAUUUUUUGUCUAGGAUCUUAGAAUAAAAGAGAUGAGGGGUCGUCCUGCAAAGAAACAGUAUUUUCUAAUAUUGAUAAAUAAUCUACAUAUCAUAAUUUAUUUGUUUCUGACUUUGUUCCAUGAUCUAUUUAUUUAUUUAUUGUGUUAAACGUGACUAAACUCGAUCUGUAACUAUUCCUUCAGAAACAGUCAGCAAGUACUAGUUUAUAUGGGCUUACUGUAGAUUUGAAUAAAAUUAGGUAACUACCAAUAAUACAGUCCCACUAUAUUUAAUAUAGCAACAGAAGUGCUAAACAAACACCUUACUAAACAGAAGAAGAGGUUGGUGUUGCUCUUCAGUGGUAGCUGUCAGCUUUCUGCUUCUUUGGGUUGGCUUGUAUGUGGAUAAUGAUACAUAUGCUGCUAGCUGUGAGCAUCUCAGCUGGAUAACUGCCAUGUAGCAAAAAGUGAAUGCCACAUUUGAUUUCUCUACAGAAUUAUUCAAUCUUGGGUAGCACCAAUGUACAAGCUGAAAUCCAGACUUUCAUUUUGAAACGUUCCAGAAAUGCUUAGUUCAUGUGUAAUUCAGUAUUUAUCUUCAUUUUCAGUGUUGAAUCUGAUUCUCCAUUUACCCUGUUUCACAUAUUUUAGGGCUUUUUAUUUACCUUGUUGUUCUAAGCCUUCAUAUUUUUCAACUUUUCACCAUAACAAAGAGAAUGUAUUUCCUUUUUUACGUGAAAACUGAGAUUUGUUUGUGUCGAUACUAACUUGCAUAGGUCUGCUGUAUUGUAGUGUAAGUUCUUGUGAACCAAUACAGCCCACUGCACCCAAAUGUAUAUGAAAUAUUUGAGUAUUUUACACAACUGUAAAUAGUGAAUGCUGACCAGACAUGUAAGAUGUGUAAAAGUACAAUAAAGAUAAAAACACAGUA